AUGGUCGCGGCCACCAUGUCCUAUUUCCCGGGUCUCUCCAUGACCACCACCGGCACGACCGCCAUCUCUUCUGGCGGAUUCCAUUUCUUCCGCUUCCGCGCUGACAGCAAGCCCCAACCCAUGAUCCUCGGGAUCCUUGCCUUCGACGCCGCAAAGACCAUUUCUCGCCUCGUCGCCCUCUACAGAUCCCUCACCGAUGCAGAGUUCAACCGUCACCGGAAGGAGAUCAUCCAGUCCGAGGGCGUCGCCUACCUGAACUCUCGGGAUGAGCGUCUCCUCCUCAACCUCGCGUGCGCCGAGCAGCUUGAGGACCUUGAGGGCGCCGUGGAUGCCAUCUCUCGCCUCUGCGCACGGUGCUCCAACCGCAGCCUCAGCCGUUUCGAUCUUGUCUAUGCCGACCUCAAGCAGGGGCUGAUUGACAUUGGCAAGCUCGAUUACGGCUCACGGAAGGUGAACCGAAUUGUCGAGAAGAUAGAGAAGUACCUCUCCACAACGGCGAGCUUGUACUCGGCAUUGGAAUCACUCACACAAAUGGAGACAUCAGAAAGAAAAUUGAAGCAAUGGAAGAAAAACUUCAAGGAAAACCCAUUGCAGAAGACAAACUUUGAUCUCUUUGAGAGCAAGAUCGCCUUCCAAAGGAAGCAGGUGCGAAGCUUGAAGGAUGUGUCGCUCUGGAACCAGACCUUCGACAAGGUCGUCAGCCUAAUGGCGAAACUCGUGUGCGUUGUGUAUGCCCGGAUCUGCAUCCUCUAUGGGCCCUACAUCUCCAAACUGCCGAACGCUGUGAAGCGGAAGCAGCAGCAGAAUAACAUCCGAAUCCACCCAGAGACAUUCGCACCAAUCAUGCAUAGAGACGAGAGCCGCCACAGCAUGUGGAAUUCAGGCCCCAUCACAUCCACGUCCAAGAAAUCGGGCCUCUCCAAGUUCUACAGCCGUGAAUUGAACGUCAACAUGUUGCUAUUGCCCGAUAAGGCGUCGCUAUUGGCUGGGCUAAUGCCUGGAAAUAGUUGUGUGAGCGAGGAAUCAUCAGGUGGCAAUUUAUGGCGCAACAACGUGUUGCUCCACUCGGCGGCACGGACGACGGUGGGUGGGGCAGGCCUGGCGAUGCGGUAUGCAAACGUGAUCAUGAUGGCCGAGCAGUUCCUGCAGGGGCCGGGGAGCAUGGGAGAGGGGGCACGGGGGCAGGUGUAUGAGAUGUUGCCAGCGCAGCUGAGGGAGAAGGUGAGGGCGAAACUGAGGGGGCUGCGGAGCGGGGGCAGGGGAGGGGAGGGGGCAGGGAGAUGGCAGAGGGGUGGAGGGAGGCAGUGGAGAGGAUGA
This is a messenger RNA of Eucalyptus grandis, 1317 nucleotides long. RefSeq lists its product as uncharacterized. NCBI's taxonomy places the organism in Eukaryota, Viridiplantae, Streptophyta, Magnoliopsida, Myrtales, Myrtaceae. The transcript has a single exon. The coding region runs from base 1 to 1317 and encodes 438 amino acids. Gene Ontology annotation, biological process: positive regulation of growth. The record is from RefSeq and is a predicted model, not a curated record.